CGCCUGUCAUUAAUGACCAUGAAGAUGGGUUCAGAUGGGUCCUGGGUUCAAUUUUCGUCUCGGCACGCUGCUCUUUCUCUGCAUGUGGCAUCUGUUUACAGGGUUGGCUGCCUUGCCAUGAUUUUGAUUUAGCCUUAGUUGCUGGCUAGGUGUAAAACACAAAUUCCUUCCACUUCUGAGGUCUACAUCCAAUAAGCUCUCCUACCCAGAGCGAGGAACUUAAAAAUAAUUCGAGAUUCAGGUAAAGGGUGUCCUACCCUUCAAGUCUGUUCCACCGUCUUUUUCCUCUCCACCCAACUACUGUCGUGUUUGUCUCUGCCUACUUGUAUUUAUUUGUCUAUUCCAUGGGGUGGUAGUUAUGAAACAAAGAUAACGUAAACCUGGGGAUAGCUGUAAACCAGGCAGAAGGAUUAAAAAGAUAGGAUCUGGCAUAGCCAUUAGAUAAGGUUCACUAUUAAGCACAAGCUAGUAGUGCCGAUCCUGCUCUAUGGAUGUGACACGUGGAUUUCGCUCGCCGAGACGGAAAGGAGAAUCCAGAACAAGUGCCUAAGGAGGCUGCUGCUGCUCGGGGUCUCAUACAAAGAACACAGAACCAACAACUUUGAACGAAACAAGAUUGCCACACUCGUAGAACACCAAGAACCUCUACUUUCAACAACCAAGCGACUCAAGCUGGUCUGUGUGACCUGGUACGACAUCCUGUCAAAGUCUGCCCUUCGAGGAUGGACGACACCGCGGUGGUCAGAGGAAGAAUUGACUUACGAACGUCAAAGACUGGAGGUCGUCCUCGACAGGACCUGCUGACUAUCGCCCACAAUAGGCAAGAAUGGUGGACACUGUCACCUGCCGCGUCUAUCAAUGUGACCUUUUCCCAUCCACCCCAACGACGUGCCGGUCAGGGGACGACUGACUGAUAUGAUGUCCCUUUAAGAAACAGACGCGUGCCUAGCAUAUAGAGGUCACCAUCUUGUGUACAAAUAUACUAAACACUUAAGUGACUAAACACUUUACUAAAUAGUAUUUGGUAUCUUUGUGUAGCUACAGAUCGAGGGUUUCCCUGGGUUCUAGGUACCUAUGGUUCAUGACUUCGACCCCCAGAUGACCAUGUGCUCAUGUUCUUCGCCUCCCCUCUCCAGUCCUUUUUCAGCUCUCAAGUGCCUGCCACUCAUCAUCAACUAAUCACUUGACACGAGUGUCUUAUCCACGUUUGUGCCCAAAUACCUUGUAUCAAUGUGACCGCUACGAACACAAUUUACCAUGCAGCGGGAUAAAGCUGACUAAGAGCUUGAGAGGUAUUUGAAUCAUCUGGCAGAGCCCUCCAUCCAUGAUUAUAAGUAAUGUCUCGUUAUCGUACUGAAGCUCCUUCCGUCACUUGUCAUCUCCGCGAACAUCUAUGCUGAUCUAAGGACACGAGAAGACUUCACAAUCACAGACAUGCCAAACUCAAGCAUUUCUCAAAUUUUGCCCCAGCAGUACGCCGUACUUAAAGAGCGCAUCAAGGCACUUAUAUGGAAAAAGCAUUUGACCAAACUGGUAAUUUUUCUUUUAUAACCGUCAUGCAUUGUUUGUCCGGUUAAAGACCUAGCUUUAUGCAGGCAGUCGUAUCCAGAGCGAGAGUACGCCGCGGCCUAAGUUAAGCCUCCCACAUGCAGCCGUCCCCAGCUCAUUACAUGAGUGAAGCUGGUUAGUGCCAGUGGUGGGGUGCAGGAGUGACGCUUCAUCUGUUUCACGCACUACCCCCUUCCUCCACUCAAACUGUUAUUUUGCAGCUUCCUUUCAUGUGUUCUCUUUUCAGCGUCCAUACCUAGCAAAAGUGAGUUGAUGAAAUCGUUGAAGAAGUGAGGUGUGAUAGUGGCUGAGAAAAUCAUCAGCAGAUCAUUUAUCGCCAUAAUUUUGCUUCUACAUCGACUGUUAUUGCCGUUCCCUCUCCACUUUUACUGUAGGUAUGCAUCGCAUGGUGACAAUAUGAGAAGAACACUUUAGAUUGCUUUCGAGGAAAUUGGAAUGUCUUAAUAACUAGCUCUUCCUGUGUCCACUCAUCAAACUGAAGUUUGAAGAGCUGCAUCAUAGCAUCUACCCCCGUGCUUGCCCUCUUCAUUGUUUCAGUCCAUGGAGUAUUCAGUGGACCUGCUGAUCAUCUCGAUGUCAAAGGAGAAAGAGGGAGUGAAGCUGCGUUCAGCUGGAGAUGCGUCCAUCUUCUCAGUGUGCAGCGGUGUUCCUCCCAACGUGCCGCCAGCGUUGACGUCUAGAAGCCCUCGCCGACGAGCGGUUGACGGCUUCCAUCGUUGGCCGGGUACACGCUCAGGUGCCGCAGGGGAAAAAAUACCCGUUUCAAAGACGAUGGGUUUGAAGUGCAAACCUGGAAAUGUCCGGAGUCGCACCAGUGCUGCAGCCAUCAGCUGUAACAGAACCGCCAUCUCAAUCAUCAGCGCCGCCACAACUACGGGCGCUACCAGGAAGAAGUCACCGCUGCACGUGCAGUGUCGAGGAGCCGUAGCCAUGCCUUACCACGACGAAAUGCGGCCUUUGCCUCGCCCCGUCUCACCGACCGGAAGAGGCGCUGACGCAUGCGCUGUGGCGAGAGGCGGGAAACUCACCAGGAGCAGACGUCCUAUCAAUCCAAUCCCAAGACACAAGCGAGAUUCGCACAUCAACGCCGAAUACCGACGCCGAAACAAAAUUCAGAGAGGCUUUGAAGUCGUGCGCACCCUGGUACCUGUUUUACGCGAAGCAGAUCCGGCUACCAGAGAGAGUAAAGCAUCUAUGCUGAACAAAUGUGCUGCUUUUAUUCGCGAAGUGACAGAAGAAUGCAGACAUCAGGACGAGGAAGCGAUGUCCCUACGGCAGGAAGUUGACAACUUGCGCAAGGAAUUGGAGUCAUUGUGUGGAACCGUCUGCAGGUUGUAUCAGCAGCAGCUGCCUGCGGCCGGGAUCAGCACCUUCGAGAGACCUUCGUGGCAGGCGCAGGACAUGCUUGAUGACUACUUCCGGCAGGCCAUCUUGCAGGACUGGCGCUUUUGGAUCAUCGGAGACUGCAUAGUGCUAACAAAAAGAAAUCAAGAACCAGCCAGAAAGCACCACACAUUUUAAAAGCAAAAUCCUAUACAGCGGUACUGCCGUACUGGUCUUUUAUUUCCAAUAAAGAGGUAGAGAAAGAAUGCUGAGUUUGUGUCAGAAGCACACAAUUAAUUUAUUUUUCCCUUUCAAAUUUUAAGAACUGCACGUCAUUUAUAUUUUGUAACAAAGUGAAUUGCUUCAUACUUGUCUGAGAUGUUAGACGCAAGCACCUUGUAACCUAGAGAACAGGAGUCCCAUUCUCUUCCUGCCUAACUCCUCGCCAUUGUGGCCUUAAC
Messenger RNA from Pomacea canaliculata, 3353 nucleotides. Its product is annotated as carbohydrate-responsive element-binding protein-like. Gene Ontology annotation, cellular component: nucleus. Gene Ontology annotation, molecular function: DNA-binding transcription factor activity, RNA polymerase II-specific; RNA polymerase II cis-regulatory region sequence-specific DNA binding; protein dimerization activity. The record is from RefSeq and is a predicted model, not a curated record. Lineage: Eukaryota; Metazoa; Mollusca; Gastropoda; Architaenioglossa; Ampullariidae. The transcript is spliced from 6 exons. Bases 2110 to 3090 code for a protein of 326 amino acids. Gene Ontology annotation, biological process: regulation of transcription by RNA polymerase II.